Daphnia magna is the source of this 583-nucleotide messenger RNA. It is a transcript of the gene Srp19, whose product is annotated as signal recognition particle 19 kDa protein. The coding region runs from base 79 to 531 and encodes 150 amino acids. NCBI's taxonomy places the organism in Eukaryota, Metazoa, Arthropoda, Branchiopoda, Diplostraca, Daphniidae. Gene Ontology annotation, cellular component: signal recognition particle, endoplasmic reticulum targeting. The transcript has 3 exons. Gene Ontology annotation, biological process: SRP-dependent cotranslational protein targeting to membrane; SRP-dependent cotranslational protein targeting to membrane, signal sequence recognition. The record is from RefSeq and is a predicted model, not a curated record. Gene Ontology annotation, molecular function: 7S RNA binding.
GGUAAAACACCUGAAACUUUUUAAAGUCGUCUGUUUACUUGUUCACGUCACCCAGUGUGCUGAUGUUGACUUCGAAAAAUGGCUGCCACUUUCACAAGAACUUCUUUCAACCCAAAUAAGAAACCUAGUGAUCCUGAAAGAUGGAUUUGCAUCUACCCUGCAUACAUCGACAGCAAUAAGACUAGAGUAGCUGGUCGCCGAGUUCCUAAAUCCCGUGCUGUUGAGCGACCUACUUGUACUGAAAUAAGUGAUGUCUUACAAGCCGCUAAUUUCAAGGUAGGAAUUGAACCAAAGUUCUACUCAAGGGAGUCAAGCAAGGAAGAGGAAAUGCGUGGAAGAGUUAGGGUCCAGCUGAAAAAUGAGGAUGGAUCACCUGUCAAUCCAACAUUUCCCACUAGAGAUUCAUUGUUUUUAUACAUUGGAGAGAAAAUUCCCCAUUUAAAAAGCAGAGUCUUCAAGUCAAGUGGAGAAGGACAAGCAGCCAACCAGGGUGGUGGUGGUAAGAAGAAAGGCAAAGGAGGAAGACGUUAAUUGGACAAUUAUGUACAAGAAAAGAUGAAAAUAAAUGAAAUUACAUUAUAAA